Messenger RNA from Bufo bufo (common toad), 1799 nucleotides. It is a transcript of the gene FAM20A, whose product is annotated as FAM20A golgi associated secretory pathway pseudokinase. The transcript is spliced from 11 exons. Gene Ontology annotation, molecular function: protein serine/threonine kinase activator activity. Bases 186 to 1703 code for a protein of 505 amino acids. The record is from RefSeq and is a predicted model, not a curated record. Lineage: Eukaryota; Metazoa; Chordata; Amphibia; Anura; Bufonidae. Gene Ontology annotation, cellular component: Golgi apparatus.
UCCCAGGACACUGCACUCAGCACCGUCACCCUCCCAGGACACUGCACUCAGCACCGUCACCCUCCCAGGACACUGCACCCAGCACCAUCACUCUCCCAGGACACUGCACCCAGCACCGUCACCCUCCCAGGACAAGUCACCAGACGUAACUCUCAGAUUCUGUGCCACCUUAUCCCCUUGCUGCCAUGCUGCUCCUCCGCAGGGAUCGGAUGCUCUUUGCCCUGGCACUCUCUGCUCUUCUUGGGGCUGACAUUUACUUCCGUCUGUGGCCAGAAAUCCAGUUCCGACUCCACCGAGAAUGUGACUGUGACACCCCUGCCCCCCCGGAGAACAGUAGCGUGUCUACCAUCAGCACCCAGUACGGAGGCUCCAAACUCCAGCACCUCUUCUCUCACCAUCUGUACCAAGCGACCAAACCUCUGGCCGAGGACCUGCUGCUCAAUGCCCACGAGUCCGUCCGCAGCCACAGAAAGAGAGUGGCCGAUAUAAACCGACGACGCUCCCAUCACAUGGGCCAGAACAGCACCAGACCCAUCAUAGAUGCCAGGUUCAGCUUUCACACACCAUGGCUGCAGUUUCACCUGGGCAUCAGUAAGGAGGCUCUUUACCCUCGCUCCAGUGCAGUGGUGGAGCAACUCCUGAAAGACAUGAGCAACCUGACUGUAAUCAAUGCUGAUUACAGCCCAGAUGAGAAAGCUCUGAAUGGGGAGUGUGACUGCAGCAAAAUUGUAAAGCCAAGCGGGACGCACCUGAAGUUGGUCCUGCAAUUCCAGGACUUUGGGAAAGCCAUGUUUAAGCCCAUGAGACAGAAACGAGAGGAGGAGACACCAGAAGAUUUCUUCUACUUCGUAGACUUCCAGCGACACAACGCGGAGAUCGCCGCAUUCCACCUCGACCGGAUUCUGGAUUUCCGCCGUGUCCCCCCGGUUUCUGGACGUCUCAUUAAUGUAACUCAGGACGUUCUGGAGGCGACGGAAAACCCUGAGCUAAAGAUCGUGUUCUUUGUCUCACCAGUGAACAACGUGUGUUUCUACUCCAAGUGUUUGUACAUGUGUAAGACGGAGUACGCGGUGUGCGGGGACCCCCACAUGUUAGAGGGCUCCCUCUCAGUCUUCCUGCCGCCUCUCAGCACUGCACCCCGACUCUCAGUCCCCAACCCCUGGAUCCGCUCCUAUACUUUCACUGGAAAAGAGCAGUGGGAGACGAAUCCUUCUUACUGUGACUCUGUGAAGCAGCGCCAUCCGUAUAGUAACACCCGACGGCUCCUCAACAUGAUGGACCUGGCCAUAUUUGACUUCUUAAUGGGAAACAUGGACCGCCAUCAUUACGAAAUAUUCAGACAGUUUGGAGAUGAUGGGUUUCUGCUGCACCUGGACAACGCCCGCGGGUUCGGGCGGCAUUCACAAGAUGAGCUUUCCAUCCUGGCUCCCCUCUACCAGUGCUGCGUGGUGAAGGAUGACACCUGGCAGCGGCUGAAUCUCCUUGCCUUACCCGAGUAUAGGCUGAGUGACGUCAUGAGGGAGUCAUUGAGCGCUGAUCCCCUGGACACCGUCCUGACUGAGCCGCACCUGGCUGCCCUGGACAGACGGCUGCAGAAGGUUCUGGCGGUGGUGCGGCAGUGUGUGCAGACCUAUGGCGAGGAGGCUGUGCUGAUAAAAGACACGUGGCAGCCUCUGCGGCGUCCCCCUAGAAUGCAGUUGUGACCCCCAGGGGCUCCUGUUCUCCAUCACUGCCUGUACAGUGACAUAUGACUGCACUGCAGGGCACACAGGGCAUUAAUAAAAAGCUGAUUCAGUGAU